Dermatophagoides pteronyssinus (European house dust mite) is the source of this 2790-nucleotide messenger RNA. RefSeq names its product ras GTPase-activating protein 3-like. The record is from RefSeq and is a predicted model, not a curated record. Lineage: Eukaryota; Metazoa; Arthropoda; Arachnida; Sarcoptiformes; Pyroglyphidae. Gene Ontology annotation, biological process: regulation of GTPase activity.
AACCAAAAAAACAAAAAAUUGAAAUAAAAUGACAUGGAACAAAGUUUUAUUCAAACAACAACAACAACAACGGAUGCUCAACCGCAACAUUCAAUGAAUGUACGUUUGGUUCAACAGGUUAAAAUACGAAUUGGUGAAGCAAAAAAUCUUCAACCAAAAAAUGGUACCAAUUCAAUAAAAGAUUGUUAUUGUGUUAUUCGAUUGGAUAGUGAAGAAAUUUUUCGUACACAUAAUUCUAUUGAUAAAACAUUGGAUCCAUUUUUUGGUGAAGAAUUUCAUUUUGAUAUACCAAGAAUAUUUCAUUAUUUAUCUAUUUAUGUUUAUGAACGUGAAAAAUCAUCUGUACAUCAUCAUCAAUCAUCCAAUCGUAAUCGUUCAUUGGGUAAAGUUAUUUUACGUAAUGAUCAAUUAAAAAAUUUUAAUACAUGGGAAGAAUUAUGGUUUCCAUUAAUACCUGUAAAUUUUACACCAGAAAUUAAAGGUGUUUUACAUUUACAAAUUGAACCAAAUUAUAUAAUGAAUAAUAAUUCAUUAAAUUUUUUUAUAACAAUAUUUGAAUGUCAAAAUAUUAUUGAUUUUGAUCAUCAUAAUCAUAAUAAUCAUAAUCAAAAUAAUUCUUCAAAUUCAUAUUAUUGUUUAAUUAAUCUACGUAUAUUUGAUGAAAGUUAUGUAAAAAAAUCUAAAAUCAAACGUAAAACAACAACAACAACAACAACAACAACAGCAAAUAAUUCUCAUUAUAAUGAAACAUUUUCAUUUGAACAACCUCAAUUAUCAUCAACAUCAUUGUCAUCAUCAUCAUCUGUAUCAUCAUCAACAAAUAAUAAUAAUAAUAGCAGUUACAGUAGUAACAGUAACAGUAAUAAUCAACAACAAAAUUAUGAUUAUAAUCUUGGUUCAUUACGUUUACGAAUAAAUUAUAUAUCUGACUAUGUAUUUCCUAAUCCAUUUUAUGAUUCAUUAUGUAAUUUAUUAUUAUCAUCAAUUGAAAUAAAGCCAAUUACAUCAAGUGUUGCCUAUUUAUUGGGUGAAUUUGUACUGAAUAAAGCUGAUGCUGCACAGCCAUUAGUAAAAAUAUUUUUACAUUAUAAAAAAAUUGUUACAUUAAUCAAAUAUUUGGCUGAAGAUGAAAUAUCAAAAGUCAGCGAUGUUAAUACAAUAUUUCGUGGAAAUAGUCUUGUAUCCAAAUGUAUUGAUGAAUUAAUGAAAUUAGUUGGCAUAAGAUAUUUACAUGAAACAUUACGUUCAUCAAUUGAUUUGGUUAUACAGGAAAAUAAAAUCUGUGAAAUUGAUCCAAUAAAAAUUAAUAAUCAAGAAUAUCUAAGAAUUAAUAUGCGACAUUUAAAAACAUAUACGGAUUUAUUUUUUAAUUCAAUUAUUGAAUCAAUGGAUAAAUGUCCACAAAUUAUGUGUGAUAUAUUUGCCGUAUUGAAAGAAUUGGCAAUUAAAUUUUUUCCAGAUAAUAAAGAUGUUUGUUAUUAUGUGAUAUCAGGUUUUGUAUUUCUGAGAUUUUUUGCACCGUCCAUUCUGAAUCCACGUCUGUUUGAAUUGACUGAUAAAAAAAUUAAUUCACAAGUAAACAGAACAUUUACAUUGAUAUCGAAAACAAUUCAAAGUAUUGGAAAUUUGGUCGUAUCAAAAAAGAAUACACCAUUGAUAAAAGAAAAUUAUAUGACUUUAUUUUAUAAAGAAUUUAUAACCGAUAUUCAUGUUUCUAAAACUAAAGAGUUUCUCGAAUCAAUAUCAUCAUCAUGUCGUUUAUCAACCAAAGAUUAUCAUGAACCAGUUAUUCUAAAAGAAAGUAUUAUGUUUAAAAAAUCUAAUGGUGGCUAUAAACGUAUUGGUUUUGGUACUAGUUAUAAAAAACGUUAUUUUUGCAUAACUACACAACAUUUUUUCUAUGCAAAAGCUAAAAAUAAAUCACCAUUAUUUAAAUUUCCAAUUAGUGAAAUUACUGUGAAAAAAUUACCCGAUAAUUAUUCAAUGAAAAAUAUGUUUCAAGUGAUACAUAAUAAAUGUACAUUAAACAUACAGGCAAGUAAUUGUGUACAGGAACGUGAAUGGCUUGAUACAUUGAAUCGAUUGAUACAAUUCAAUCAAUCAUCAUCGCCAUCAUCAUCAUCGACAACAAAUUUGAAUAAAUAUGAUGAUCAUCGGGAUGAUACAACAACAACAACAACAAAUAAUAAUAACAACAAUAAUAACAACAACAAUCAUUUGAAUCGACAACAACAACAACAAUUAUCAUUUGAUCUGACAAUUCAAUUAGAUCCUGAUCGUGAAUUAGCUCGGAUUUAUUCAUUAUUUCAAUCAAAUAUUGAAUCAAUUCGUACAAUACUCCGUAAUUUAAAACAAAAAAAUUAUAAAAUUGUAAAAUUUUGGAAAGGAAAUUGCCGUAAUUAUCCACAAUCACAAUUUAUUAUUGAACAUAGACAAACAUUAAUAACAACAUUAUCAUUAUUAAAUGAUUGUAUUGGUAAUAUUGAACAAAAAUAUCGACAAUAUUUAACAAGCAUAAUUGGUUCGGAAUUAUUACCUAUUGAAAAUUUUGGUUGAAACACCUUAUUUAUUUUAUUCAUUUUUUUUCCAUCAACAAAUAAGCCGGGCUUAUUUGUUUUUGCUUUUAAUUCAAAAAUUGCUCAUUACAAAACACAGCCAACCCGACCCAGCACCUACCUGUACCUCUAACCUAACCUGAAAAAUCUUUAAAGAUUUUUUUCUUUCUAUAUAUGUUAAAGGAUCUCUCUUUGAUCUCUAAUUUUUUUUUCUGUUGUUGUUGUUGUAUUUUGA